Macrosiphum euphorbiae (potato aphid) is the source of this 366-nucleotide messenger RNA. Lineage: Eukaryota; Metazoa; Arthropoda; Insecta; Hemiptera; Aphididae. The record is from the annotation of a GenBank genome assembly.
AUGAAAGAACUAAGAGAACAGAACAUGAAACUAACUGAAACAAACGACAAACUAUCAUCUGAAAUUCGAGUAUUAAAAAUUAAAGUUGAUGAAUUAGAGCAGAAAACAUUAGAAAAAGUAAUCGAAAUCAUGGGCGUUCCACUAAUACAAAACGAAGACUGUAAAAAUACAGUUAAGGGAAUGAUAAGUAAAUUGAACAUUGAAUGCGACGUAGUUAAAGCCUACAGAAUAUCAUCUAAACAGAAAACUGAUACGAAAAUAAUUGCUUGGUUAUCGGAUACAAAUGCCAAAAACAACAGCAAAGAAAAACAAAUAGACAGCAAAUCAAUACCAAAGCGACUGGCCUACAUAGAAAAUAUAUAUUAA